AUGUCCUUAACGCUGGACCUUAAAUAUUUGGUUGGAUUAACCGGGAAAGGUGAUCGUAGGAUUAAAGUUUCAUUUCGUGAGGCUAAACAGACUUCAAGGAUUGCAACAGGUCAUGACAGUGUAUAUUUUGGACAGCGUAUCACUUGGCCAGUCAGUCGUCCAUUGGAUGAUAAAGAUGUAUUAAUUCUAAAAGCCUAUCAUGUUAAAAAAGGCCUACCAGACACUUUAUUAGGUUCCUUGUCAGUAAACCUCUAUCCGUUGAAUAGAGAUGUACAUUCAAUAUUUCGAGAGAAUCUUGUGGAUAGUUCAUGUCAUCCAACUGGUGUCAUACUUUUGUUUGAACUUCGUUAUCAAUCGCCUGACAGUACACGAGGUGAUUUAGAGAAAGAUUUGAUAAAUUAUCCACUGGCGGAUACAGACUAUGGUCUAGAGAAUGCUGAAUAUGAAAUUGACGAGGAUCAGCCAGCACCUUACAGUUCACUUGUCGCUAUGGAAGAAGAUAUAAACCAGAUGAUCGACCGUGAACUUGGUAUCACUGAAGAUGAGGUAUGGGAAGUAGACAGUCAGUUGUCUGCACCGGAGAGAAGAGAUCCUCGGGUUGAACCAUUACUCGGUCCAACUAUAUUCAAGGCCAAUCAGUUUCAGCUAGGAAUUACUAUUGUUGAGGCAAGAAAACUCGGUGGAACAAAUAUCAAUCCAAUGAUCAGUGUGACCGUUGGCAAAACUGUACAAAAAACUGUGACUAAGUACUCAACAAACUGUCCAUUUUAUGACAAUUACUUUGCAUUCGACUUUACUCGACCAAAGAUCAGUAUACUGACUGAAGUGAUACGGAUUCGAGCAUUCAACAUGAGAACACAUCCUUUAGCGCGUCUGUUGCCCGGUAAAUUAGUCGGUGAAUUCGUUACAGAUGUCCAGACAGUUUACAAUGAAAAAGAUCAUUCUAUAUUGAAUAAAUGGGCAGUGCUUAUUGAUCCCAAAGAUCCUUGGAAAGGUCCAACUGGUUAUGUUAAAGUUGAUAUGCACGUGACAGAAGAGGGACAACAAGUGAAGAGAAUUCGAAGAGAGAAACCUGAUCAAGAUGAAAUAAUUGAACACCAUUUACUUCUCCCACGUCAUAUUGGAAUGCCACAGAAGAGAAUAAUGCUGUCAAUGAAAGUCAGUAUUUAUCAAGCUGAAGACUUACCACCAAUGAAUACGGAGAUAAGCGAUAGAAUAAGAAAGGCGUUUGUUGGAGAAAAUACGCCCAAUGUUGACUCUUAUGUAGAGGUUUCUUAUGCUGGGCAUACAAAUGUUACUACACAAGAAGAUAAAAGCGACAGACUAGAAAAUAUUUGA
Trichobilharzia szidati is the source of this 1338-nucleotide messenger RNA. NCBI's taxonomy places the organism in Eukaryota, Metazoa, Platyhelminthes, Trematoda, Strigeidida, Schistosomatidae. The record is from the annotation of a GenBank genome assembly.